UAUAGAAAAGUUGGUUGGAAGUUAGAGAAAAUAAGUUGGUCUUUUAAGAGAGUUGUGGGCUUGGACUUGUUUCUCAUUGACUCUGUUUUGGAAUUUGUUCAGAAUCAGCAGUGAGCUACUUGAAAGUUGAAAAAAAAAAAAAAGUUUUGUGAUAUUUCCUGACUGAAAAGAUGUCUGAUUCUGGAGUCAAUCCACACUUGGAGGGAAUUAUUUCUGAUUUUGAAGCUCUGAAGAGGUCCUUUGAGGUGGAGGAUGUGGACACUUCAUCUCACUCUUCCCCCGGCUCCCGCCGGACAACCAACUCCCCUCACCGUAAUGCCAUGUCUCCUACCAGCAUCUACUACCGUGACUUGGGCACUGCCGCCAACAACAACAACAACCUCAACUACACCCAACCUCGCUCCAUCAUGGGUGGAGGAGGCUCUAAGACCCCCGAGCCUGUGUCACGCCGUUCCGAACUUUCCAUCGACAUCUCCUCUUCAUCCAACAAGCAGGUGGAUAACGUCACCAGCCCCGCUUCCACACGCUUUGUUACCAACAGCGCCCUGAAACGCCCUGAAGUCCUGGGCCACUCGAAGACCCCCGAGAUGAGCCAUAAGAGGGAGGUCACUUUUGCUAAGACGCCUACUGACUCCCCAGUGAUACGGCGCAAUGAGGGCAACAAUAACAACGGGACCAGCCGGACCCCUGAGCAGAAUCAUGCUCGCAAGUUUGAGCCCCCCAGUCCUGGGGAUGUACGUAAGCCUGAUAUCAGCAUCACCAGAGCUCCUCCAGAGAACAACGGCCACCACCCAGCAGUGCACCACCCACACCACCCCAACCCACACCACAAUACCAUUGUGACCACCUUCCGCUGCUCCUCACCUAACCAUGCUGGACGCAAAUCCCCCAACCCUGACAGGUCAGAGGUUAAUAUGAGCCACAGCAACAUGUCUGAGUCCGCCAAGCCCCACCACCCCAGUCCUCAAGGUAAAGGGGAGAAGACCCAUGGCAGUGACUUCAGCUACGUGGGCAUCGAUGCCAUCCUGGAGCAGAUGAGGAGGAAGGCAAUGAAGCAGGGUUUCGAGUUCAACAUCAUGGUUGUUGGGCAAAGCGGCCUGGGGAAGUCCACUCUGAUGAACACCCUGUUCAAAUCCAAGGUGAGCCGUAAAUCAGUUCAGCCCAACCCAGAGGAGAGGAUCCCCAAGACCAUCGAGAUCAAGUCCAUCAGUCACGAUGUUGAGGAGAAAGGAGUGAGGAUGAAGCUGACAGUUAUCGACACCCCUGGCUUCGGAGAUCAGAUCAACAAUGAAAACUGCUGGCAACCCAUUAUGAAGUUCAUCAAUGACCAGUAUGAAGCCUACCUGCAGGAGGAAAUCAACAUCAACAGGAAGAAGAGGAUCCCAGACUCCAGGGUGCACUGCUGCAUAUACUUCAUACCUCCCACAGGCCACUGUCUUAGGCCUCUGGAUGUGGAGUUCAUGAGGCGUCUCAGUAAGGUGGUCAACAUCGUCCCAGUCAUUGCCAAGGCCGACACACUUACCCUGGAGGAGAGGGACUACUUUAAACAGACGAUUAGAGAAGAGCUGCGAGCCAAUGGGAUCGAUGUCUACCCUCAGAAAGAGUUUGAUGAGGAUGCAGACGACAGGAUGAUCAAUGACAAAAUCAGGGAGAUGAUCCCUUUUGCUGUGGUGGGCAGUGACCAGGAGUACCAGGUGAACGGGAAGAGGAUUCUGGGGAGGAAAACAAAAUGGGGCACCAUAGAGGUUGAGAAUAUUGCACACUGUGAGUUUGCUUACCUGCGAGACCUCCUCAUCAGGACACACAUGCAGAACAUCAAGGACAUCACAGGCAGCAUCCACUAUGAGACGUAUCGUGUUCGCCGGUUAAAUGAAUCCAACGGCCAUUUCACCUCUCACCCCUCUGACCAUCCUGCUGUUGAGCCAAAAACCAACGGUCAGCCUGAGGAGCAGCCCAGCGCCCUGCAGGCCAACGGAGUUGCCGCCCAGCAUGAAGCCCUGUCCCAUGAGAUGUAGAGAGUCGUGUGUGGUGCCAAAUUAUGAUUUCAGGACACAGUCAGGCACAAAAGAUACACUCACACAUGUAUUCUGUUUACAUGAACAUGCCCACAUGCACAAAGACACAUACUUAUGCUGUGAAGACCAUUUGUAUUACCUAAAAGGACUACCUAAACACAGCUUUUAAUUUAUAAGGAGGUUACAAGACACAGGACUCAGAGUAAAUCCCAACAUUUUCCUGUUCCUAUUCCUAGGGCUGUUUUUUUUUUUCGUUAAUCUUUUCCCUCAUUACAGUUCGGAGCAAAAUCAUGUCUUCACCGCAGACCCACAUAUUGUACAGAAGUCCCAUUGUUUUAUUUUUUUUUUCAUCUGCUUGACUUCCCAAUGCAAUCUACAUUCAGGAUUGUUUACAAUAAACCACGGUGGCUGUCAGGUCAUGGAUAAACAAAACCAAAUACAUAGAGUACAUGUCUCAUUAGUCAGCUUUGGCCGUUGGAUUUAUUUUUAGAGCAUCCACUGAUUGUCAGGUCUGCACUGGAGUGCAGCAGCCCUGCAAGCUAGAUGUGAGUGACUAAACAGCGAAGCAAUAGACACAAGACUUUGAUCAGAAUCAAUCAGAAUGACGGAAAAAGACUAUCCAGGUGAAAAAAAAUCCUGUAGUUUACAGAAUACCUUUCCAGGAUCCUGAUUUGGCAAGAGUUUUAGCCAUGCAGGGCUGUCCAGAUGAGGAGAAACGGCAGCACAGCAUAUCGGAUGAUACGAGAUUAGCUCUAAACUAGAAAUAACUGUUAGUGCCACUGGCCUGGUCUGCUUUGUGUUGUGAUGUAUAGUUUUGUAUAGCUACUAGGGUUAAGUAGGGAUAAUUAGAUUAGGUUUAUAGUAUUGUGGAGGAAGUAAAGAUAUCGUUGACACCUCUGCACUGCAAAAGAAAAAAACAAAGCAAUGGCAGUGUGGAGCAGCUUUCGGAAAAAAUUAUUCCUCUGUUUUGUUUUUCCCGUUAUGUUUCUAAAACCCCUUUUUGCCAAAUCAUCCUGUCUCUUUCUAUAUUAUGCCAAUGUUGUGUAAUACAGUCAUACCUUGCAUUUUACAUUGCUCAUUUACUAUUGUAAUUUUAUUUCUGUUGUUCAUGGUCUAAUAUUAUUGUAUAAGAUGGGGUUGUGGACAAGUCUGUGCAACUGUUAUCCCAUGCAGCCAUUUUGUCAAUUUUGUAAACCAAAUAAAGUCCAUUUUUCUGUUCUAAAGAGAAGCACAUACAGUAUAUAGAGUUGAUUUAUGAAUAGGUAUUUAUGUGUAUGUUUAGUGUAAUCAGCAUAAUGCAACUUUCAUUCCAGGUGUUGGUUUCCAGAGGUUUGUUGCAGGAUUUAAACAGUGACGAUCUUAAAGGUUUGGACAGCGUUUGUUUUGUUGUUGCCUGCACUUAUACAGUAUGUCGUGCCCUGUUGGUUAGGCUCCACUGUAACUGGUGCCCAAGGAGUAAACCUGCUAGUGAAGUGGUCAGUAACUGUUCAUUCAAUAUUAAUAAUUACAAUUGAUCCUGCCAAUUAGUAAUGGUUAGAACUGUGAUAUUUACAUUGCAAGCUUAAAGCAUUUUGUAAGAGGAGGAUAUUUUACUAUUCACUGAACAAGAAUUUGUUCCAAACUUGAUUGAAUAACACCCAUAAAUUUACACAAAGCCACUGUAUUUUUUAAAAUUUGUGAAAAAUGUGUUCAUUUGUGCAAGCUCAAGGGGAUGUUUUAUUGAGGCUACAUCUAAAUUUAUAACAUUCUCAUAAUUUCCUAACAAGCAUAGUCAACAGUGUGUGUUUUGCCUCUUUAACUCACAAUAAAAAUACGUUCCAUACAUGCAAAGAGAAGAGAUAACUAUUGUCUUUUAUCCAGAGAAAGUUAUUGGGUUACAAUUUGUUUACUGUUGUAUAGUUCUUGUGUAAUUUGUUAUGGUAUUAUAGAUCAAGGUUUUAUCUUUGAUAUGCUAUCUCAAAGAAUAAAGAUUGAUAUUUUAUUGUUUAAA
This is a messenger RNA of Xiphias gladius (swordfish), 4005 nucleotides long. RefSeq names its product septin-9-like. Bases 171 to 2015 code for a protein of 614 amino acids. The record is from RefSeq and is a predicted model, not a curated record. The transcript is spliced from 11 exons. Lineage: Eukaryota; Metazoa; Chordata; Actinopteri; Istiophoriformes; Xiphiidae. Gene Ontology annotation, biological process: cytoskeleton-dependent cytokinesis. Gene Ontology annotation, cellular component: septin complex; microtubule cytoskeleton; septin ring. Gene Ontology annotation, molecular function: molecular adaptor activity; GTPase activity; GTP binding.